Messenger RNA from Daktulosphaira vitifoliae (grape phylloxera), 1009 nucleotides. RefSeq lists its product as uncharacterized. The transcript is spliced from 5 exons. NCBI's taxonomy places the organism in Eukaryota, Metazoa, Arthropoda, Insecta, Hemiptera, Phylloxeridae. The record is from RefSeq and is a predicted model, not a curated record. The coding region runs from base 346 to 843 and encodes 165 amino acids.
UUCAUAAACUAAAAUUGAACUAAUAUUUUACAACUUGUAAACGUUUUUCUAAUAAUUUUUGUUUAACUUUAAUAUAACCCACUUUGAUUAAAUAUCAAAAAAUCUCCCCAAUUUGUUCUUAAAAUUUCAUUAACCUAUGUUUUUUUAAUAGAAACUUAUAUAUGUUUAAUCAAAUUAAAAAUAGGAAAAUUAUCUAACUAAGAUAAUUAGCGCUCGUAAACAACUUUCAAAUCAGUAUUUUGGAAGUUUAAUAUUUAAAUAUAGUGACUGGAUGUGACACGCAGACAAGAGACUGCAGUGAUUCAAAUUAAUAUUAACAUUGACAGAAAUAACUAUCCAGCCAUAAUGAAGUUGAUUCAAAUAUUUCUUUUAGCGAUAGCUUUUAUUACAGCAUCAUGUAAUAUAAAUGAAAAAUUUGACACAGUUGCACAACAAGAGUUAAAAAAAUGUUUGAAUUAUUUUAAAGCUAAUAUUUUCAUCAUGGACGAUGGAGAUAAUUUUUCUGAACAUUUUCAAAAAGAGUUAUCUUUUUGGGCAUUUAUUGCUAGCAAUUAUUCAGAAUAUCCUCAAUUCCUUAGAUUGUAUAUCAAAGGCAAAAUGAUUGAAUUAAUUUGUCAAGGUUCAAAAGACAUGAAGAUUGAGACAAAAUAUUUUAUAGACACCUGCUACAAUAUAAUCGAAGAAUGUUCUUACACAUAUUCCUAUUUCUUAUUAAAAUCUUAUUACAAUGUUAGUUCAAAGAAGAAAAAAAUCGAUUUUAAAUUUUACUAUGGUAAAGAUAAAAAUGAUUUGAUAAACGUAAUCGAUUUUGAUAAAAUGCGAAUAAAAUACAUGAAUAAUUGAAUGCAGUUUUAAACUUGGCGUCAAUAAUAAUUUAACAUUAUAUUUUCAACCAAAUCAAAUGACCUUUUUUUUUAAUUUAUAUAAAUAUAUAUAUUAAAUUUAGUAUGAUUAAAACACAGGAUUAUAAGUGAUAUUAUUUUAUUUUCGAGAAAAUCGAAAUCAUAGU